AUGGGAUUUGAUGACAGGACAGAUGACAGAGCCUUUGUCUUCCCUCCAGCUAACAGCACGGUGCUAUGGUUCACCUGUCGCACCACUAUAAUAAAGCCUGUCACCAACUGCUUGGUGAGGAACCUGGCAUGUUCUCUUGUGUGCGUGUGCCUGGUGUGCCUGCCCUCGGACAUGGCCCUGAGCGCUGGCUCGCUGUGCUGCUGGAGCCUUCUCCCCCUGCUCCUCUGCAAGGUCAUCAAGUUCCUCCACAAGCUCUUCUGCUCUGUCACCAUCCUCACCUUCACCGCCCUCGCAGUGGAUAGGUACUACUCUGUUCUAUACCCAUUGGAGAGGAAGAUAUCAGACACCAAGUCCCGAGGCCUGGUAAUCUACAUCUGGCUGCACGGCGUGGUGGCCAGUUUGCCCGUGUUCGCCUUGAGCAACGUGGUAGAUGUCUACUCCGUGUCCGUGUGCAUGGACACCCAGAGCUCCCCCUCAGGGAAUCUGGUCUACACCAUCAUCUACAACCUCACCACUGUGGUUCUUCCCCUGGCCGCCAUCUUCUUCUUCCUCGCGCUGAUCAGGCACGCGCUGAGCACCAGCCAGAAGAAGAAAGCGGUAGUCGCAGCCCUGCGGACGCCCCGGAACGGCACGUCCAUCCCCUAUGUGUCACGGCGUGAGGCCGAGCUCCUCGCCACCCUGCUCUGCACGGUUCUGGCCUUCAUGGCCUGUGGCUUGCCGUACGCCGCCCUGCUGGUGUACCGCUGCGCCCCGGGCGGCCCUCGUGACCCGCCCAUCUCCCUGCUGCUCACCGCCGUCUGGCUGCCCAAGGUCUCACUGCUUUCCAGCCCUGUGCUGUUCCUCACCCUCAACCGCCCCGUGCGCAGGAGCCUGCUGGGCGCCCUGGUGUGGACGUACCGCCACUGCAGCCGGCGUAAUGAGGUGGGGGACGGGGACGCGGCCGGGGACGGGGACGCGGCCGGGGCUGGGGCCGGGGCCCGGUCCGGCAGUCAGCUCUUGGAGAUGUUCCACGUUGGGCAGCAGCAGAUCUUCAGGCACAGUGAGGAGGACCAGGAGGACCACGCCACACCAGCCGGGUCCAGGGGGAGUGGGGAAGAACCGCAGCAGGUGUCGGGGGUGGCCCUCGUGCCCAUGGUACCUCCGCUGUAUGGCUGUGCCAACUCUGCCGCCCAGGUGGCCCCGGUUUCGGGCCCGGAGGCAGGGGGGGACAGGUAUGGCGGGCAGGCGGGCUACGGGCCGUUCGAGCUGCCCCCACAGUGGCUCUCAGAGACCAGGAGUAGCAAAAAGAGGCUGCUCCCCCCGCUGGGGACCACCCCCGAGGAGCUGAUCCAGACCAAGCAGACUAUGGGGAAGCCAGAGCGCAGGAUCAGCAGAAACAACAAGGUUAGCACCUUCCCCCCAGAAGUGUCCUGAAGUAGCAACCUCCUCCCGACAAUAUCCACACCCAGCGCCCACUCCCAGCACCCAGACUUGAUGAACAUGACCACUUACCGUAUCAACUGGUCAGGCCAACAGCAGUGGACCGCGUCAACUCCAGCGGACCUUGCACUGGCACGAGAGAAACUUAAUGAUUAGCCAACAUACCUGCCUUCAUGUGACCUUUGUGAAGCAACAGAGUUGAACUUCAACAGACUUUGGGACAGAAACAUUUUAGCCAGCUUUGCUUUGCAACUCAAAAUCAUCAUUGGUUUCCAAACCAUGCUACCAAGUGUCAACUUGAAACUUUUAGUUUUUAGUCAUAUCAAAUGAAAUGAUCAAUCUCUCUUUCCUCCACAGGCUACAUGUUCUGAACAGCCACUCCAUGAAUUCAGACUAUUAACUAUGACAGUAUGGUAUCCUUUAUCAUCCUUUCCACUCAUCUAUUCAUUUAUUUCAUUCUUUUUCCUUGUUAACAUGUUACUAAGUGCCAAUCGACUUGUACUGUAUAACCUUUGCUCAUCAACAAC
Messenger RNA from Conger conger (European conger), 1946 nucleotides. Its product is annotated as G-protein coupled receptor 176-like. Gene Ontology annotation, molecular function: G protein-coupled receptor activity. The record is from RefSeq and is a predicted model, not a curated record. Gene Ontology annotation, biological process: G protein-coupled receptor signaling pathway. The coding region runs from base 1 to 1413 and encodes 470 amino acids. Gene Ontology annotation, cellular component: plasma membrane. The transcript is spliced from 2 exons. NCBI's taxonomy places the organism in Eukaryota, Metazoa, Chordata, Actinopteri, Anguilliformes, Congridae.